Messenger RNA from Aspergillus versicolor CBS 583.65, 1867 nucleotides. RefSeq names its product putative MFS sugar transporter. Gene Ontology annotation, biological process: carbohydrate transport; transmembrane transport. Gene Ontology annotation, cellular component: membrane. The transcript is spliced from 5 exons. Gene Ontology annotation, molecular function: carbohydrate:proton symporter activity. Bases 344 to 1825 code for a protein of 493 amino acids. The record is from RefSeq and is a predicted model, not a curated record. Lineage: Eukaryota; Fungi; Ascomycota; Eurotiomycetes; Eurotiales; Aspergillaceae.
ACGAGUCCAGAAAGCAAUAUCUCUGCCGAUCCUCAGCCUGAGAUAGAAGAGACUACCGCAUGCGGCCGGACAAGCUUCUAAUUCGAUACUGCAACUAAGCUCAACAAGAAGUAAGCCGGUCCAGUUUUGUCUCGACUGGGUAGCUUAAUCCUUCAUGAGGUGAUAUCGAAAACUAGCCGAUCAUUUGACAAAGAUGUCGUGAUCUCGCCUGCCGAGUCAUAUAUCUUCUGGCCCCCCUUGCGAUGAUCCAUAGCUUUAAAAAAACUCCGAUACCACCAGCCAAAACUCCAACCAUCACAUCUCUUCCCCUGACAAGUCUGUAAGGGCUUCUUGUUGGCACAACAUGGGUCGAAAGCUAGGCCUUGUCCGGGCCUGCUAUCUGGCCUCGGCUAGUUGCAUGGGCUCUUUUGCUUUCGCCUUCGACACUGGUGUUAUUAGUGGCGUCCUCACACUCGAGUCGUUUCAGCGAGACUUUGGAUACGGGGAAGCGCAGAAAACAACAGUCAACUCCAAUGCUGUCUCCAUCCUUCAAGCCGGUGCCUUUUUCGGCUGUUUCUUCACGACGCCCAUCGCAUCCCGGCUCGGUCGUCGAACUGGCCUGAUUAUCAGUUCGCUCGUCUUCACGGUGGGAACAAUCUUGCAGGUUGUCAACGCCCAUACCCUAGCCACAUUCUAUGCGGGGCGCGUGAUUGCAGGGCUCGGGAUCGGUGCUGCCACAGUGUUGAUCCCCAUGUACUCCGCCGAGAUGGCCCCGAAGGAGAUGCGUGGUCGGCUCGGUGCCUGCUUCCAGUUGUUCUUUGCCUUGGGCGUGAUGAUCGCAUACUGGGUCACCUUUGGCGUGUCACAGACCCAACCGAACGAGACCAGGCAGUGGCAGAUCGCGUUGGGCCUGCAGCUGCUACCUUCGACUUUACUGCUGAUCGGGAUGGCCACCGUCAAGGAAAGCGCCCGAUGGCUGGCGGUCAAGGGCAAGAGAGACGAGGCUUGGGAGUCUUUGAAAUGGGUUCGAGGUGGAGAGGAGACCCCAGAGUUGCAAGAAGAAUUCGAUGAGAUUUUAGCAGGUAUUGAAGAAGAGGCUCGUGUUAGAGAUAACUUCUCCUGGCGUGAGCUUCUUCUGCCAGCAAACCGAUACCGAAUCUUCAUCGCCAUCACGUGCCAGUUAUGCGCGCAACUCUCAGGAAACACAAGUUUGGCUUACUAUGCCACACAAAUCUUCUCAGCAGUGGGCGCCGGGAGCUCGUCAAAGCUAGUGACAGGCUUCUUCGGCGUGGUCAAGGUAGUCGGUGUCAGCAUCUUCCAGCUCUUUGUUAUCGACAGAAUCGGGCGAAGGGUGCCAUUCAUGGUCGGUGCUGCAGCAAUGGGUUCAUUCAUGCUCAUCAUCGCUUGCGUGCUAGCGACUCACCCAACAAGUUCAGGUGGGGAAAGCUCAGGAGCGACGUCGGCAGGAAUUGCCAUGAUAAUCAUGGUUUAUGCGGAAGCAUUUAGCUUCAACAUGUCCUGGGGUGCGCUGCCAUGGCUAUACAUUGGCGAAAUCUUCUCGAGCCGGCUUCGAGAAGUCGGUGUUACGGUGGGCGCUGCGUCACAGUGGCUAUUCAACUUCAUGAUGUCCCAGGUGACGCCCCACGCUAUUGACAAUAUUGGGUGGAGGAUGUUCUUGAUGUUCGCGAUCUUCAAUUACGCGAUUGUGAUUUAUUCGUGGGUAUUCUUGAAAGAGACCUUGAAAGUCUCGCUGGAAGAAAUGCAGGGUGUGUUCGGGGCAGCCGCCCAGCACGACGGGAAGCCGACAACGGUGGAAGCGGAGGAGACUGCGACUGCAGGCAAGUAGAGUGGACAAGAACGUGCGGUAUUUUACAAUUCAAUUUUCGUA